ACUGACUUUAGUGUAGAUAAUUCCUUCCAUGGGGAUCCAUCCGGGACUCUCGCUUCCACAAGGACUUCUAGAUUUGCGUCUUUGAUUCCUCUACCAGUGGUCGAAGCGAGUCUCAGCUCGAAGUUUGGGUCUGUUGCUGUUGCGGAUGCAACAGCCUGGCAUAAAUAAUUGAAAAGAAGUCAGUCCCGAACUCAAAAACAUUUUCAUCAUGGCCAUAACAAAUUGCUUGACGUACUUAGUGCCCAUCGCACUGGCUGUACUGAUAAUGGUGCACUAUCCUGAGCCAGAGUUGCCUGCAGAUAUACUGGCCAUGAGAAGAACAGGCUCAUAUUUCUCUUUCAAAUCGACCGCCAAUGGAGACCAUCUGCGCAUCUUUUUCAGAGAUCUGAAAGGCAGCGGACCUGCCACCAGGAAUCUUUUCUUGCUGCACGGUUUCCCAGUCAGCUCCAGCGAUUGGAAUGAGGUGAUUCCUGGCCUUCAGGAAGAGUUUGGACGUCUGAUAGUGCCUGAGCAGCUUGGUUAUGGACUGAGCGACAAGCCGUGGCCACACAACUAUACAAUCUUUGAGCAGGCGGACAUCAUGGAAGCUCUGUUGAAGAGUAGCGGCGUUGGCAAUGCCCAUUUCCUGUGCCAUGACACUGGUCUGACAGUGUGUCUGGAGAUGCUGGCAAGGUUUAACGCACGGAAUGCGGACAAGGACACGCGAGACAGCGGCGUUGUCAUCCAGUCGUUUGCCUUCAACAAUGGAGGGAUGUUCUCAGCACUGACAACUCCUACCCUAAUGCAGAGGCUUGUUCUUUUGCCUGUGCUUGGCGCAGCCGUGACGGCUGUGGCACCACGGUUUGUGACCGAGAAAAGUCUGAUGGAGGCGUUUGGCCCACGCACUAAGCCCAGCCGGCAGUCUCUGAACAGUGCCAUCGCACUCAUGUACCGCCAACGCGGUGCCAUCGUCUUGAGCAGUGUUAUUGCCUACAUACAUGAGAGAGCGGUGCACGAAGACAGAUGGAUUGGUGCAAUGAUCAGUACCUCUAUCCCAGUCCACUACAUCUAUAACCCAGCUGAUCCAGUCAACAAGGAGGAAACCUUCCAGCACUUCAAGAAAACUGUGCCGCAUGCCACAACCAGUCGAAUGCCUGAACACAUCGGACACUGGGGCAUGCUCGAGGACCCAGAGACCUUCUUGGCUCGCUACUGGCAAUUCUUCUCUACCGUUUCCAAAUGAUACCUGAUGCUCCAAUGCCCUUUCUUGCUUCUGCAUUCGCUUCUAUGGACUAAAUUAGACAUGUUUGUAGCCGUCCAUGUUUACAAACUGAUCUCCUGGGAAUAGAGUACGGUACGAUACUGUAAUAAGCAAUCUUAUCAAGGACGCUGUCCGUACUAGGGUUCCGUAUAACAAGGCCAUGCCUGUUGGGACUCCCCUAGUCAAAUAAUAAAUACUACUACUAAUACUAAUACUACUACGUACCUGUUACUCGACAGUUAACAUGUUUCUUUAGGCCCUAGUAGACUGCUGGUGCUGGUGAUACUGAUGCUAGUGCUGGUGGUGCUGCUGGUGCUGCGCUGGCGCUGGUGGUGCUGCUGGUGCUGCGCUGGCGCUGGUGAUGUUGAUCAUGCUGGUGGUAGUUGGUGGCAAUGUGUCCUAGGGCGGGUAGCUGCUCUACGUACCGUGUCCGGCUACAUGCACAUCUACAGUGUACACUGUAUAAUGUACUGGUGUACUGGUCAAGAUGUUGCUUUACUCACUGCAUGUGUUUAGAGAAAGGUUGACGAUGGCUACCUGGCCGGCCACCCGGUACCCAUCUGUAUGCACAGACAUCUUCCCAUAACAUUUCUUCAAAUAACGAAAACAAUUGGUCAUUAAAACGUUAGACUUUGUGACUCGUUAGACUUUCCGGUUUUACGGUACUCAAGAAUCGGAAUUUGUAAUGGCCUCUUCCACGUUGUCUUACUCUCUUUUUUUUUACUUCGAAGUAUUUUUUUAUUCAGUUUUUACCUUUCACUGUAUAUACCAGCUGUGUCUGGUUUCUCCCUUAUACUAGUAAUUAUAUUAUUACUAAGUUGAAAUACUAACCAACCUCUUCCA
Molecule: messenger RNA, 2083 nt
Organism: Sycon ciliatum
Lineage: Eukaryota; Metazoa; Porifera; Calcarea; Leucosolenida; Sycettidae
Product: mesoderm-specific transcript homolog protein-like
Exons: 11
Coding region: 209-1222 (337 amino acids)
Molecular function (GO): epoxide hydrolase activity
Source: RefSeq, a predicted model, not a curated record